Molecule: messenger RNA, 2979 nt
Organism: Lotus japonicus
Lineage: Eukaryota; Viridiplantae; Streptophyta; Magnoliopsida; Fabales; Fabaceae
Product: aminopeptidase M1-like
Exons: 15
Coding region: 69-2696 (875 amino acids)
Biological process (GO): peptide catabolic process; proteolysis
Cellular component (GO): cytoplasm
Molecular function (GO): peptide binding; metalloaminopeptidase activity; zinc ion binding
Source: RefSeq, a predicted model, not a curated record
GUUUUGCUAUCAGAUUUAUUUAUUGUCCGAUAAUGUGGAGGUGAUUUCUCUCUUGUCGUUUGGGUUCAAUGGAUCAGUUCAAAGGACAACCCCGUCUUCCCAAAUUCGCCGUUCCAAAACGCUACGACAUCAGCCUGAAGCCUGACCUCGCCGCAUGUCGUUUCACCGGUUCCGUCGCCGUGGACAUCGAAAUCGUGGCCGCCACCACCUUCAUCGUUCUCAAUGCCGCUGACCUUUCCAUCACCAACGCCGCCAUAUCGUUCAACGCGAGUCUGAAACCUUCACGAGUUGAAUUGUUUGAAGACGAUGAAAUUCUGGUGUUGGAGUUCCCAGAGCAAUUACCUGUCGGGUUGUUGGGUGUCUUGGUGAUUCCGUUUGAAGGAAUCCUGAAUGAUAGAAUGAAAGGCUUCUACCGAAGUACAUAUGAGCACAAUGGUGAGAAGAAGAACAUGGCAGUUACACAGUUUGAAGCAGCUGAUGCCAGGCGAUGCUUUCCUUGUUGGGAUGAACCUGCCUGCAAGGCUACUUUCAAGAUCACAUUAUUGGAUCUGCCUCAUGAUCUUGUUGCUCUUUCUAACAUGCCUGUUGCCCAAGAAAACAUACAUAUACAUGAUGAAGGAAAUCUCAAAACUGUUUCAUAUCAUGAAUCACCAAUCAUGUCUACAUAUUUGGUUGCGGUCGUUGUUGGUUUCUUUGAUUAUGUGGAAGAUCAUACCUCUGAUGGGGUCAAAGUCCGAGUGUAUUGUCAAGUUGGUAAGGCAAACCAGGGGAAUUUUGCACUUCAUGUUGCUGUCAAAACUUUGGAAUUAUACAAGGAUUACUUUGACACUCCCUACUCCUUGCCAAAAUUGGAUAUGAUUGCGAUCCCUGAUUUUGCUGCUGGAGCCAUGGAGAAUUAUGGUUUGGUUACAUUUCGUGAGAUUGCUUUGCUCUACGAUGAUCAACAUUCUGCUGCCUCCAACAAACAGAUGGUCGCUACUGUAGUAGCUCAUGAACUAGCACACCAGUGGUUCGGAAAUCUUGUCACAAUGGAAUGGUGGACACAUUUAUGGCUGAAUGAGGGGUUUGCAACGUGGGUGGCCUAUUUAGCAACUGAUAGCUUGUUUCCUGAGUGGAAAAUAUGGACUCAAUUUCUUGUAGAAUCUAAUGGGGGUCUUAGACUGGAUGGGCUUGCGGAAUCCCACCCGAUUGAGGUGGAGAUAAAUCAUGCUCGUGAGAUUGAUGAAAUAUUUGAUGCCAUAAGUUAUACAAAAGGCGCAUCUGUCAUUAGGAUGUUACAAAGCUAUCUUGGCGCUGAAGUUUUUCAGAGAUCACUUGCUUUGUAUAUAAAAAGGCAUGCUUGCUCAAAUGCGAGGACUGAGGAUCUGUGGGCUGCACUUGAGGAAGGAUCUGGUGAACCUGUAAAUAAGUUGAUGACCUCAUGGACAAAGCAGCAAGGAUAUCCUGUUGUAUCAGUUAAAGUCAUUGAUCAGAAAUUGGAGUUUAAUCAGUCACAAUUUUUGUCAAGCGGUGCUCAAGGGGAAGGCGAUUGGAUUGUUCCAAUCACACUAUGCUUUGGCUCUUAUGAUGUCCGCAAGAAUUUCCUCUUGCAGACAAAAUCUGAAACACAUGAUGCUAAAGAGUUGUUGGGUUCCCCAAUUGCUGAAGGCGUUAGUUCUUGGAUUAAACUUAAUGUGGAACAGGCUGGUUUCUACAGGGUGAAAUAUGAUGAGCUGCUUGCGGCUAAACUUAGAUAUGCUGUAGAGAAAAAAUUCUUAUCGGUAUCGGACCGAUAUGGAAUUUUGGAUGAUACACAUGCACUUAGUAUGGCUUGCCAAGAACCAUUGACCUCCUUGAUUAACUUGAUGGGAGCUUACAGAGAGGAAGUUGAUUAUACUGUCAUUUCUAACCUGAUUUCUAUGAGCCGUAAAAUUCAACAUAUUGUAGCUGAUGCAGUUCCCAACUUAGUAGAUUAUUUCAAGCAGUUCUUUAUUAACCUUUUCCAAUACUCUGCUGAGAGACUUGGUUGGGAGCCUAAACCCGGAGAAAGUCAUCUUCAUGCAAUGUUGAGAGGAGAAAUUUUGACUGCCCUCGCCGUAUUUGGACAUGAUCUAACACUAGAUGAAGCUAAUAAGCGUUUUCAGGCAUUCUUAAAAGACAGAAAUACACCGCUGCUUCCACCAGAUUUAAGAAAGGCGACAUAUGUGGCUGUUAUGCAACGGGCAAGCAAAUCUAACCGAUCAGGUUAUGAAUCCCUUCUGAAAAUAUACAGAGAAACUGACCUAAGUCAGGAGAAAACGCGCAUUCUAGGCUCACUGGGAUCUUCACAUGAUCCAGAUCUAAUUCUCGAAGUUCUUAACUUCGCGUUGUCUUCUGAGGUUCGUAGCCAGGAUGCUAGUUUUGGGCUUGCUGUUAGUCUGGAGGGACGAGACGUGGCUUGGGAAUGGCUUAAGGAGAAGUGGGAGUACAUCGUAAAAACAUACGGUUCUGGAUUUUUGAUUACUGUCUUUGUCAGCUCAUUUGUCUCCCCGUUUGCAUCUUUUGAGAAGGCCAUGGAAGUAGAGGAAUUCUUUGCUAGCCAUCCCAUGCCUGCCAUUGCUAGAACGUUAAAGCAGAGCCUUGAGCGGGUUUCUAUCAAUGCAAACUGGGUGAAGAGUGUUCAGAAUGAAAAAAGUAUUGCCGAUGCUAUACAGGAGUUGGCAUACAGGAAAUACUAGACCCUGCUUCUUCUUGUUUAGGAGUGUAUUUUCUAUGUCUCUGUGGUGGUGAUUAUGAGCCUCACUUUUUUUUCAGUCUAUCAAUGUUUUUUUCUUUUGAAACUGGUCUAUCAAUGUUACUAUGCCAUUGAUGUCUGUGCAUGGCAUAGAGCUCGAGCUGAUGAUGAUCUAUGAAUUAAGGUCGAGUUCAAAUGUUUUUCAUGCAUAUGAAAGUGACCAAAUUUGUUUCUUGUUGUUCACAUGAUAUUCUGUUAAAUGAUAAACGAACACCAUGUUGUUGUCA